UGCUCCCGGCAUACGACAUAAACGGCAACGAAGAGCCAUGAGUCCUUUAAGUAUUUUUUGUUUGGUGGCCCUGUUGGCUACAGCAACAACAGUGUGCGCUAGAGGCAACUCAAUACGUGAUAACCUGAAACCCACUGAGUGGAUUUCGCCGCGUGAAUUGGAGAAUGCGCCUUCAGUGGAUGAGAUCACUUUCGAAAAGUUGCAGGAAACGCCGGCUGAGGAGGCUGCCGAGUUGGUGAACCAGAUUUACCACUUGUCGCAGUUGAGCCGGAAAAUUGAGCCCAGUUAUGCCCCCAGUCCCAGCGAUAUUCCUGUCUACACCUACACACCCACUGGUCAGCGCGUGAACACCAAAUUGAAUCAGCUGGUAUCCACCGUCCAACAACAACCUCAUUUCGGCCAACAAGAAGUCACCAUUUUCAUCACUGGUCUGCCACAACAGAAACUGCGUGACGCCGCACGCGCCAACCAGAAACUCAUUCAGGCUUAUUUGCAAGCCUACAACGGACGAGUGCAAGUAAAAGGUGGUCAAGACGCUGACUCUGAACAGGAUACUUCAUCGAGCGAGGAAACUUCUAACAGCAAACAGACCCAACCUAGUGGUAAUUUGGUGGUUAUUGAUUUGGGCGCCGUCAUACGCAAUUUCGAAGAACUUGUUCUGCUCGAUAUCAACCGCGUCGGUGCUGCGAUCGGUAACAGUUUGGUCCAACUUACGUCGCAAACUGAUGUACCCCAGGAAGUGAUCUAUAUUGUCGCACAAGGUAUUGGCGCUCAUGUUGCCGGUGCUGCUGCUCGCCAAUACACACGUCAAACAGGCAACAAGUUGCGUCGUAUCACUGCCAUGGAUCCCACAAAAAUCUUUGCACGCAAACCCAACACUUUGGUCGGCUUGGCUCGCGGCAAUGCUGAUUUCGUUGAUGCCAUCCACACUUCUGCUUAUGGCUUGGGUAGCGCUGCUCGUGCCGGUGAUGUUGACUUCUAUCCCAACGGUCCUUCUGUUGCCAUGCCCGGAACUGAUAACAUAAUCGAAGCUUCCUUACGUGCAACCCGUUACUUCGCCGAGACAGUGCGCCCAGGUAAUGAUCGCAACUUCCCAGCUGUCGCAGCCGAAUCCCUACAACAGUAUAAAAACAACAAUGGCAACGGCAGACGCGCUUAUAUGGGUAUUGCCGCUGACUACGAUUUGGAAGGUGACUACAUUCUGCAAGUGAACGCUAAAAGUCCAUUCGGAAAGAGCGCACCCGCCAAGAAACAAAAUUCCUACCAUGGCAUACAUCAGACUUCCGGCCGCUCCUCUUCGAACAACUAAAGUGCAGUUGAAGACAAAAAAGUAAAUAGCAGAGCUUUAAAUAUAUUUCGUAUUUAAUUUCCCUUACAUUAGAACUUUUUUAUAAUUAUACCCUUAAAUUCCGAUAUGAUGCCGUAAAACUGUUUGUAAAUAAAAGCAAUUGGUAUUAAACAA
Molecule: messenger RNA, 1462 nt
Organism: Bactrocera tryoni
Lineage: Eukaryota; Metazoa; Arthropoda; Insecta; Diptera; Tephritidae
Product: vitellogenin-2-like
Exons: 2
Coding region: 38-1309 (423 amino acids)
Molecular function (GO): lipase activity
Source: RefSeq, a predicted model, not a curated record